CUGGGCCUUUGUCCAUCAUGCUUGAUAAUGGCGCAGCCUGGUCAGGUAGGAAUGUCCUUUAUAUCCGGAGUGAUCCAAUCUGAAUGGGAUUCUGGGUGCCUAAUUCCACCCACGGAACUAACAGAAAGGCCAAGCCUGCGCCACAUUGACUCCUUUUCGGUUACGACUACUUGUCGUAAUACCUACCGAAUACUGACUGAUAGAUAAAGGGGAUUUCCCCGGGGCUGGUGCAUAACAAUUGGUUGGCAUAAAUCAAAGAUUAAGACCGACAAAGCAAGGGCAACCCAUCUGAUGUCAUAGUUGAGCCACCCAGUCUAACCGUCACCGACUUAGACCACCUUAGUAUUCCCGACUAUCUACUCAUCCAGCCAAAUCAAGCCAAACCUUCCCCACUCUGCUUUGUUGCCGUCUUGAACUUUUUUCCCUCUCUUCUUUUCUUUCGUUUUCUCCUCCUUAUUCUCCCCUACUUUAUAUUAUCCUGGCCCAAAAUGAGUUUCAAAGGUUUCUCGAAAGGGGUCGUUCGGGCCCCUCAAAAUUUCAAGGCCCGCUUCAACAUUGGCGAGCACACUAAAGAUGCUGUUUAUAUGGAUGCCGAGCGGCGUUUUCAGGAGCUAGAACGAGAGACGAAGAGACUCCACGAUGAGUCCCAGAAGUAUUUCGGCGCAAUUAAUGGCAUGCUCAACCACCAGAUCGAAUUCUCCAAAGCCAUGACCGAACUCUACAAACCCAUUUCGGGACGCGCCUCCGACCCCGAUUCGUACGUGGUGGAAGGAAAUCCCGAGGGCAUCCAGGCCUGCGAGGAGUACGAAGCCAUUGUGGCCGAACUACAAGAGUCGCUAGCGCCCGAGCUGGAGCUGAUCGACAGCCGCAUCGUCAGCCCGGCCGACCAACUACUCGAAGUGAUUAAGGUGAUCCGGAAGGUAGCGGUCAAGCGGGACCACAAGAAGCUGGACUACGAUCGCCACCGCGCCACGCUGAAGAAGCUGGAGGAGAAGAAGGACAAGUCGCUGAAGGACGAGAAAGCCCUGUACCGCGCCGAGAACGACGUCGAGCAGGCGACGCAGGAGUUCAACACCUACAACGACCUGCUGAAGGAGGAACUCCCCCGACUAUUCCAGCUCGAAGCCGAGUUCAUCCGCCCGCUGUUCCAAUCCUUCUACUACAUGCAGCUGAACAUCUUCUACACGCUGCACGAGAAGAUGCAGGGCAUGAACAUCAACUACUUCAACCUGACCCUAGACGUCCUCGAGGCCUACGAGGCGAAACGCGGCAACGUCCAGGAGCAGGCCGAGGCGCUCGUCAUCGUCCACUUCAAGACCAAGGGCCUGGGCCGCCACAACACCAAGCUCGCCGGCAAGGGCAAGCUAGACGACAAGGGGGGCAGCUUCGCCGGGCGGCGGAGAGACUCCGACGGUGUCGACAACCCCCCGCCACCGUAUACCGCCGCGACCGCCGCGUCUGUCACGAGCAGCCCGUCCGGCAGCUUCAGCGGCAAGAAGCCGGCCCCGCCGCCGCCGAAGCCCAAGCCGUCGCGUCUGGCACAGCACACCGAGACCGUCACCGCGCUGUAUGACUACGAGGCGCAGGCGCAUGGCGAUUUGAGCUUUUCCGCUGGUGAGGUGAUCCAGAUCAUCCAUCGCACGGAUAACACGAAUGAGUGGUGGACAGGUAGGGUUGACGGACGGGAAGGACAGUUCCCAGCCAACUACGUCCAACUCAACUAGAGUGCUCUUAUAUCUUUCAUCUGGGACGGAGUUGGAUACGGCUGAUGGUGCGGGCUAGCAUUGGCUUGUUAGAGCGUUGCAUGAUUGGUGUAUAUAUUGGUUAUGAAUUUGACGAUGUUUUGUUUGCUAGCUGUACUGCUG
Molecule: messenger RNA, 1865 nt
Organism: Aspergillus candidus
Lineage: Eukaryota; Fungi; Ascomycota; Eurotiomycetes; Eurotiales; Aspergillaceae
Product: amphiphysin
Exons: 4
Coding region: 489-1724 (411 amino acids)
Biological process (GO): plasma membrane tubulation; endocytosis; actin cortical patch localization
Cellular component (GO): Rvs161p-Rvs167p complex; actin cortical patch; medial cortex
Molecular function (GO): protein binding; lipid binding
Source: RefSeq, a predicted model, not a curated record